Pseudomyrmex gracilis is the source of this 642-nucleotide messenger RNA. RefSeq lists its product as uncharacterized. The transcript has 3 exons. The record is from RefSeq and is a predicted model, not a curated record. The annotation marks the transcript as partial. Lineage: Eukaryota; Metazoa; Arthropoda; Insecta; Hymenoptera; Formicidae.
AUGGUGACUUCUACUCCAACGAAAAAACGAACCAAACGACAAUUGACAUGGGAUACUCUAUCGGUUGAUACUAUCGUCGCUACUGAUGCUACUGCCAACAAGUCGUUUGAGUCGACUAUUCAACGUCAAAUGCAAACGUUGGAGGGUCUUGAAACGUUUCAAAGUCACUUUGGACCGUUGGCGCAACAAUAUAUGAAAGCUAUUCUGAGUGAUGGUUUACGAUUCAAAGCAACACAAGGAGUGUACGAACUGAUUUUCAUGAAAUGUCCUAGGAAUGAGUUAUAUACUGAAAAAGAUAAACAACGAUACAAAACAAUAUUGGAAAUGACAAGUGCUCAUAGAAAACAUCGUAACCAGCUCGGCGCAAUACUGGGGCCAGCACGACUUAAAGUAGGUGAUCUAGUACGCGUGAGNAAAUUUAAAACAGUAUUCGAUAAAGGAUAUACACUAAAUUGGACGAUCAAAGUAUUUAAAAUCAAUAAAAUACAAACGACCUAUCCUGUGACGUAUCUGCUUGAGGAUUCACGUGGACAAUCUGUUGCUGGAGGAUUCUACAAAUANGAACUGCAUUGCGUUGCAAAUUCAGAAGUUUAUCUCGUUGAAAAAGUAUUGCGCAAAAAAGGUUUAUGUGAAGUAGCUAAG